CUUAAACCUUUUAUAGCGCUUCUUAAGGAGUUGAAGUGGUUCACAGAACGAUUGUGAUUAAUCGUAGGGUGGAACGUAGUUGUAGGAAAUGUACAUGAUUUUCUGUAUUGGGACUUAUUAAAGUGAAUUGGAAUGAACUAGAAUUAAAAAUUUCUUUUUUCUUUUUUCUUUCGUAAUACGUCAUUCCGCAUGACCACGCAACUCUGGCUAUCUAAACGCUCUCCAAUAGCGUAUCGGUGAGAGCAAACGGGAAGCAAUUUAUAAAGAAGAAAUAAAGAAAAAAGCAAUUUUGGAGAGUAAUUAGAUUAAUUUAAAACAUGCCAGCAGCAAACAGUGUGGGUAGUAUAACCAGCAGUGCAUUACCAAAAUGGCAACUCGCUUUAGCGGUAGGAGCCCCGGUAGCCUUAGGACUUGGCUACAUGUAUUAUAAAAGUAGUACAAAGCCAUCCUCUAAACCAGAACGUGGUAAAUCAAAAUAUAGCUCUCGAGAAAAUGGUACUAAGACUGACAAGCAAAUUUCAAUAGAUGAAGAUUGCAAUUUAAAAUCCGAAAAUGCAUCACAAAUCGAGACUCCUUUAGAAAAGGCCCAAAAAUUCAAGGAUGAGGGCAAUGUUUACUUUAAAAUGGGAAAAUACGAUGAAGCAAUAGCUUUAUACAAUAAUGCUAUCGAUACCUGUCCAAAAGAUAAUAAGGAAGAACUUGCCAUAUAUUAUCAAAAUAGAGCUGCAGCUUAUGAACAUUUGAGAAAAUAUAGCGCGGUAAAAGCGGAUUGUACAAAAGCAUUAGAAUUAAAUCCAAGAUACGCAAAAGCAUUUUUACGUAGAGGAAGAGCUCUAGAACAUAGCAAUGAUUUGGAACAUGCCUUAGAAGAUGUUACUACAGCUUGUGUUUUAGAAGGAUUUGUCAAUCAAUCUGCUUUAACAAUAGCGGAUAGAGUUCUAAAACAACUUGGUAAACAACAUGCUCAAGAACAUUGGGCAAAUAAAAAGUUUGUCCUGCCAAGCAAACACUUUGUCAAAACAUACAUCAAUUCGUUUCAUAAUGAUCCAAUUUUUCCUACAUCCAUAAAGUUACACUAUGAUAAUCCCUCUAUAGGCUUUACAGAAAUCAUGAAAGCAUUAGAUGAUCAAGAUUAUGAUAACAUAAUAUCACUUUGUACAAAUGAAAUUGAUAGCGAACAAUUAGACGUCCUACCAUGGAAAAUGGAAAUGUUACUUCUCAGAGCAACAUUUUAUUUGCUUUUAGGGAAACAUGAUGCGGCAUUAGAAGAUUUUGAAAAAAUUGUAAAUUCAACUGAUGCAUCUAAAGAAAUAAAAGUUAAUGCUUUAAUCAAAAGAGCAAGCUUACAUAUGCAACUUGAAAAUCCAGAAAAAAGUUUCAUUGAUUUUGAUUUAGCUGUUAAUAUUGAUCCAAAUUGUUGUGAUAUUUAUCAUCAUAGAGGACAGGUAAACUUACUUAUGGAAAAAAUAGACGAAGCGAAAGAAGAUUUUCAAAAAGCUGUGGAUUUAAAUCCUGAUUUUGGACUAGCAUAUGUACAAAAAUGUUAUACAGAUUAUCGUUAUGCUAUAGUCAAAAGAGAUGUACUGUUGGUAGAAAGUUGUUUAAAAAAUUUUGAAAAAGCAUUUGAAAAAUUCCCUGACUAUCCCGAAUGCUAUACAUUAUAUGCUGAGGUAUUGUCAGAAACGUUGGAUUUUGUGAAAGCAGAUUCGUAUUUUGCUAAAGCAAUUGAAAAAGAUCCAUAUAAUGCCAGUAUAUAUGUGCAUAGAGGACUACUGCAGUUACAAUGGACUAAUACCACUGAUAAAGCUAUUGAAUACAUAAACAAAGCAUUGAAGCUUGAUGAUAAAUGUAAAUUUGGAUAUGAAACUUUAGCAACGAUAGAAGUACAAAGAGGAAAUUAUAAAGAAGCAAUAGAACUGUUUGAUAAGGCUUUAGCACUAAGUCGCACAUCAAUGGAACUUACACAUCUUUACAGUUUAAGGGAUGGAGCAAAAGCACAGUUUACCAUACAAGACAGAUUCAGAUCAGAUGUUAAAAAUCUACAGAAUAUGUCGUAAAAUCUUUCACGUUUUUAUGUCAAGAAAAUUGAAAUAGGUAUAAUACAUAAAAUAAAAAAAAAAAGAAAAUGUACCAGUUCUUUGCUCGUGCAAAUGCAAAAGCACACGUUCCUAUAUGAAGCUAUAGUAUAAAUUUUAUAUUCAUAGUAUUUCCAUUGCAAUAAUUAUUAUUGCAUAUAAAGUCAAACAGCUUUGAUUGAUUGAUAUCAAAAAAUAUUGAAAUUUUUAUAAAUGUAUUUAUUAUUUGCACGGUUUUUUCUUGUGAUGUAUAUACAUUAUAACUCUUCAAUAUUUUUACACGAUUUUAUGUUGUUACGAUUUAAUUUUAAUAUUCUUCAUAAACAAUCUUUCUAUGUUGUUAAUAUUGCCAUAUAGUUUACUUAGUUUACAUUUUUUCAGAGAUAAUUCCUAAAAUAUCUUACCUUUUAUAAUAUUCUAUAGCAUUUAAUUUACAAUUAAGUUUGUUAUGAAUAACAAUAUUAUAUUCUAUCAAUUGAAAACAUUUCCCACUACUGAUGAACUAUUGAACAGCCUUUAUGCAGCUAAUUGCACUUUUUAGAUAUCUUUAUUUUAAAUGUAUUUUGUUUAUUUUUAUGUAUUUAAUAUAUAUGUGCGUAUAUAUAUAUAUAUAUAUACAUAUAUAUAUAUAUUAUAUAAAAAUAUAUAUAUGUAUGUAUAUACAUAUAUAUAUCCUCUCAAUUUAUAAAAAUUCUAUAACAGAUAACAUUAUUAUUUUCAGCUUUGUUUCUAAAUCCAGUAUUUAUGAAAGGCUAUACAUCUUUCAUUUCUAAAAGUAUGUUAAAUUGUUGUGUAAAAUUUCCAUUAAUAUAUUUUAUUUAUAAUGUUUUAAACUUGUAUAUUUUUUAUAGAUUAAACGAUAAAGAAAAAACACUGAAAUUAAUUGUAACUUAUAAAAUAUGAAAAGUAUUAAUUUUCUUUUUUCAAAAAUUAAAAAAAAAUAAAUAAAUAACACGUAUUGUUUAAAACAGAUAAUAAAUUCCAAUUGUGAAUUGAAAUAAAUCUUUUGUAUUAUCUUGUACAUAAAAUUACAGAAAGUUUUUAAACAAGUUAUAUACAAUUUAUACAACAGACUUAAUAACUCAUAAACUUAUAACAUUACGAUAGUUAUUUCUUUAUAUCUUUGAUUUUCUUACUGAGGAACCAGUGAAACAAAUGUGAAUGUAAUUUGAGAAUAUACAUAUUUCACAGUCUUAUCUAGAAAUUAUAUUACUAAGGAUUCAUAAAGUAUAAGCCUUUCAUAUGUACGCUUACAAUUUGUUUAUAAAUCUAUAUAUUAAUCUAAUGUAAAAAUCACAGUAGUAGACAUAUUAUUACAAGUUCUUUAUAUACAAAGAAGAAUGUAACACCUACUACACACAGAUAUAAUUAUUUAUUGUUUCUGCUUUACUUCAAAUAUCAUAAAAUACUGAAGCAAGUGGAUAACGUACAACAAAUGCUAAACAGCUACAAAGAACCUAAAAGAUUCAUAUGUUAAGUGUACAUAAUCUCAUAUAAAAAAAAAUAUAUAUAUAUAUACAUAGUUAGUAUAACAUUUUUAUAAAGAAAUAUAUGAAUACCUGUAAUAAUAUCAAAAUUAAUGUUAGCGCAGAUUCCCUUGUUGGUCCAAUAUUAAUUAAUAAAAAAUUUAUUAGAGUUAAGUUAUUGCAAGUCACAGUGUCUUCAUUACUUUUUUGCCAUUGAACAAUUUUUAUGGUUCUGAAGACCCACAUUAAAAAUUUACCUAUUUAAAAAAAUAACUCAUUUCAUGAUCUAGAUAAAAAAGAAUAUAUAUAUAUAUAUCAAUUUUAUCAAUACAACAUACCUGAAGGAUUCAGGUCAGAAUAUCUAAAUACUGUGACACUAGUUUCCAAUUUAUCCGUAUCUUUAUUAUACCUGUAGUCAAAUAUAGGACUGGUUUUUCUCUCUU
Vespa velutina is the source of this 3984-nucleotide messenger RNA. RefSeq names its product mitochondrial import receptor subunit TOM70 (gene Tom70). Gene Ontology annotation, molecular function: protein binding. NCBI's taxonomy places the organism in Eukaryota, Metazoa, Arthropoda, Insecta, Hymenoptera, Vespidae. Bases 318 to 2057 code for a protein of 579 amino acids. The transcript is spliced from 8 exons. The record is from RefSeq and is a predicted model, not a curated record.